UUUCGACAAAAGUCGGCCACCAUAUCCAGAUUUCACAGCUCACUAUUAUCGGCUUCUCGUUUUCAGUCAGAACGCCCAGAACCGUUUGAAAGGACAUCCCGCAGCCCGCAUCAAUACACUAGAAUCAAGACGAACGACAUGGCCGCACUCGGCGAACAACGACCUCGCUUCGGACCGCAAGGCAGCCGCAUGCGUCGCUCGCAAUCCAACCCAGCCUUCGUGCAAGAGCAAGCCGACACGUUCACCGGGUUCUUGUGGAAACACUCUCGCACGCAUCCCAGCCGAUGGAUGCGCAGGCACUUCCGCUUCGAAAACAACUACCUAUCCUACCACCACUCAGCGGCCGUUAACUCGCCACCACGCUUCGUCAUCCAUGCAUCGGCCAUCGACCGGGUUGUGGCGAGGGGAGCGCCCGCUUCGGGGAUAGGAGGCCAUGUGUUUGAUAUCUUCUUCAAAGACGGCAGCCCCGCCAUUGAGGUGGCCGCUAUCACCAAGCCAAAGAUGGAGCAAUGCGUCACUGUGCUGGUGCGGGGUAUAGCGUCGAAAAAAGACGCAAAAGAGACGCUGACCGUAGAGGUUGCCGCCACGGAGGCGGUCGCUGACCGACCGCUGUCCUUCCACUCGGCCCCGCCCCGCGCUGUACCACUCUUAUGGCCAUUUCCGGACGUUCCGCUGGACCCACCUGCGUCGCGUCGGAAAUCAGACGCUGAAAAGGGUACAUCCAAGUUUGAUGGCCAACUACCUGCUCUCCCGAAACUUCCGUCGCUCGCAGAGCUUAUGGCUCGCGUUGACCAGGCGGUGGCGGACAUACCGCGGACCACGAUCGACUUUGUGGCUGAUGAGAAAAAUGACAGGGAGCCUCAGACUGGGGAAGCAUCUGAGCAGAGAGGGUUGGAAGAGGGAGAAGCCGAGCAAACAGGGUUGAAAACGCCGGUGCAAAAGUCCAGUCUGAAAAUGCCAACGUGGUCGAACAGCACGGGCGGAGCGACCGCGAUUUCCAACGCCGCGGCGAAAAAUGGGGGAUCACAGGAAAACCUCACAGGAUACCAGCCUCUGCCAGGUCGAGUGCUGCAGCAAUUCCAGCGGUCAAAAUCCAUCACCUCGAAACCAAACACAAAAGCGAGCACCACCACCGCACCCACGAUCGCAACACUUCCAUCUCGGGGAGGAUCGUCGACGACGGGGCAAAAGGAGCGGAGGAACGCUGCUCUGUUCCCCAGUUACUCAACCUCGGAUCUGUACACACCCGACCCAAUGCUCACUUCAUCAUCGGGGCCUCACCCAUCGGGACCUCGCCCAUCGGCUUUGCAUAGUACGGAAACGCUUGAUGCGUUGAUGCAGGCUUUGCGCAAUGAGCCUAAGUUUGUAGGCAACCCGCGUCGGUACGGCAUGCUGCCACCGCGGGUGGCGAAUCUGUUAAAGGAUUUGCCACCACUACCAAAGGGGGCGGAGGAGACGGUGAAGGCAUACAAGGCACCGGUCCGUCCCGUUUCAUCCGUCCCAGGCACCGAAACCGACUUCAACGACAAUCUUGCAACGAUCAUGUCCGACACCUCUACACCCACCACCGAACAAACCCACCGUCACCGCAAAUCCGUCGACAGCGCCCGGACCAUCAUCCGCCCCGCCCCCAUCGAAGUCGCCGCCGAUCACACCCUCCCAACAGCCAACCUCUCCCCACUCUCCCCCAGCCGCGACCUCCUCCGCACCCCCGUCGCCGAGUCCCCGCUCGCAACCGGUCUCGAUCCCGCCCGCACGACCUCACCCGCCACACGACAGGCCGUGCUGCUGAAAGUGAUCAACAUCCUCCGUCACGGCGACGCGUUGCAUGAGCGGCUAAAUCAGGAAGAGGAGAAAUUGAUGGAGGCCGUGGACCAGUUUGGGAAAGGCGGGAACGCGACGUCGGGGAAGGCGACCGAGCUGGCGGCGAGGACGAAGGCAAGGCGGAAGGCGUUGGAUGAGUUUCGGAUUGCGGUCGAGGAUUUGGGUCGAAAGACUAGGGGUUACAUCCGUAAGUUGCCUUUGGGUACCGGUGGUGGUGAUGAGGGGGCGAAGGAGGAUAAGACCUUAUCGAUUGCGAGUGAUGCAUCGAUUUCAAACGCUGCGAUUGAUUUGGUGGAGAGUGUAGAGGUGACCAUCAUGAAGCUCGCGCAGUUGAAAGAGAUCUUUGGGCCUUUAAUGUGAGGCUCUCAACUUCGCUCAUCCUUGGAGCGAUGGAUCCUUUCUCGACUUAUAAUGCGAGGACGCAGAUAGGCGCAGUUAGAGUAGGCCUUUUGCAAACUUGUGUUUCGAGAAAACUCGUAAUUGAUAGAAUGAUACCUGGUGUGUUUGAUCCA
This is a messenger RNA of Fimicolochytrium jonesii, 2336 nucleotides long. RefSeq lists its product as uncharacterized. Bases 139 to 2184 code for a protein of 681 amino acids. NCBI's taxonomy places the organism in Eukaryota, Fungi, Chytridiomycota, Chytridiomycetes, Spizellomycetales, Powellomycetaceae. The transcript has a single exon. The record is from RefSeq and is a predicted model, not a curated record.